Messenger RNA from Orbilia oligospora ATCC 24927, 1488 nucleotides. RefSeq lists its product as uncharacterized. NCBI's taxonomy places the organism in Eukaryota, Fungi, Ascomycota, Orbiliomycetes, Orbiliales, Orbiliaceae. Bases 1 to 1488 code for a protein of 495 amino acids. The transcript has 5 exons. The record is from RefSeq and is a predicted model, not a curated record. Gene Ontology annotation, biological process: transmembrane transport. Gene Ontology annotation, molecular function: transmembrane transporter activity.
AUGAGCACUGAAGCUCACGUUUCGGAGAAGACUGGUCUUCCAGUCGGCGCGGCAGUAGAACAUGAUUCGGAAAAGGGGCACCCGGAAUUCAAUGAGCCACCAACCGGCUGGCUCUAUCGUGAACGAAAACUCGGACCGAUCACACUUCCCUACUAUGCGUCCCCAAUUUCUCAGCUGCUUAUUGUAGCUUUCGUUUGCUUCCUCUGCCCCGGUAUGUAUAAUGCCUUGUCGGGGCUUGGAGGUGCCGGCCAGCUCGAUCCUACCGUCGCCGAUGAUUCGACAGUCGCUCUGUAUGCUACAUUCGCAUCCGUUGCAUUCUUCUCCGGAUCUAUUUGCAACAAGAUUGGCGUCAAGGCUACCCUUUCCUUUGGCGGCUUCGGUUACGCACUGUAUUCCGCUUCCUUCCUCUGUUACAACCAUACUGGCAACCGUGGAUUCGUCAUUUUCGCUGGCGCAUUGCUCGGCGUUUGUGCUGGCCUGCUAUGGUGCGCUCAAGGUACUAUUAUGAUGUCGUAUCCUCCUGAGAAGUCGAAGGGAAGGUAUAUCAGUAUCUUCUGGAUGAUUUUCAAUCUUGGAGCUGUUAUUGGCAGUUUGGUUCCUCUUGUCGACAACAUCAAGAAUAAACAUGGCAACGUGGGUGACGGUACUUACAUUGGCUUCUUGGUUCUCAUGGGUGGAGGCGCAAUUCUCGCUCUGUUCCUUCUCGACUCCAACAAGAUUAUCCGUAAAGAUGGUUCUAAGGUCAUCAGUGUUCAACAUCCAUCCUGGAAAUCCGAGCUUCUAGGUCUCUGGGAAGUUCUCAUCUCCGAGCCAUGGAUCCUCGCACUAUUUCCCAUGUUUUUUUCCUCGAACUACUUCUACAGCUACCAAUUCAACGCCUACAAUCUCGCCAGAUUCACGACUAGAACCCGUUCUCUCAACUCCUUGCUCUACUGGCUCUCCCAGAUCAUCGGCGCUGGGAUCAUGGGGUUUGCGCUCGACACGCAACGUCUGACUCGUAUCACUCGUGCUAGAGUUGGAUUCGCCUUCGUUUUCAUCCUCACCCUCGGUAUCUGGGGUGGCGGUUAUGCCUUCCAAAGACAAUACAAUCGCGAGACCGCUGAGAUCAUCCCUAAGAUCGAUUGGCACGAUAGCGGAUACGGUGGCCCCCUAGUCUUGUAUAUGUGUUACGGUCUCUAUGAUGCGAUUUGGCAAACUUACGUCUAUUGGGUUAUGGGCUCUCUCUCCAACAAUUCCAGAAAGCUUGCCAUCUAUGCUGGUUUCUAUAAGGGCAUCCAGAGCGCCGGAUCUGCCAUUACUUUCCGCCUUGACUCUUUGAAGGUUCCAUACAUCCGAAUGUUCGGUAGCACAUGGGGACUCCUUCUUGGUAGUUUGGUAGUUGCUGCCCCUGUUAUCUUCCUUCGAAUUCAAGAGCACGUAUCCGCCGAGGAAGAUCUGAAGUUUUCUGAUGAGACCCAGUCUGUUGAGAAGUUUGAACAAAAGGAUUAA